Molecule: messenger RNA, 1164 nt
Organism: Antrostomus carolinensis (chuck-will's-widow)
Lineage: Eukaryota; Metazoa; Chordata; Aves; Caprimulgiformes; Caprimulgidae
Gene: MTFR2
Product: mitochondrial fission regulator 2
Exons: 7
Biological process (GO): aerobic respiration; mitochondrial fission
Cellular component (GO): mitochondrion
Source: RefSeq, a predicted model, not a curated record
GCCAUAUUUUUGGAAACUUACAUAUUUGGCCGCAGUAUCAGUCGUACAAUCCGAACGUGCCUUCCUUCAGCAACCUCAUCAAGAAGGCAUUUCCAGCAGUUAUAUACAGUCAUAAGGAAGUAUCAGAUCAAGGUUAUAUCUGUUUGCCAAAAAAAGAAGUAUGGAUCUACUCGAAGUGUUGUCCGUAGACUUGGAACAAUUCUUUCCUUAGAGCCCUACCCAAGACCUUAUUUUCAACUUGUUCAAGACCCAAGUCCGUUGGGUUAUGAUGAACAAAGCACAGCUCCAACUCCUGUAGCUCCAUCACUUGCUGAUGUCCUGUGGGUGGCAAAUGAUGAGGCACAAGCAUUUACUAGGCUUAGGACUGAAUUAUGGAGAAAAGAAAGAAGUACAGCUUAUUGUGACCUACACCCAUCUCUAGAUUCAAUACAAAGCGUUCCAAAAAACAGCACACAGAAAGAUAGUCUUGUUGAUCAAGCAGCACUGCAGAAAAUUUCUGCCCUUGAAGACGAGCUGACCUUUCUUCGUGCUCAGAUUGCUGCAAUCGUUUCGGCGCAGACCUCGGGAAGCGUUCUGCCACAAGCCUUUAAAUCAGUCAGCACUCCAGAUGGAUUUGACCCAGGGCCAGCCAUGACUUCUACGCCGUUGUCCAUCUCUCACAAUCACUUUGUAAUUCCCUCGCCUCCUCCACUUCCUCCUGGGGUACCCUCUGGGGUUGGUGGUAGCAAUUCGGCCAUUGAACUUAUAAAACAACGUCGUGCUGCAAGAGACAGUGGUUCAACUGCAGCUGAUAGCGCUGAUCACCAGAGGACAAAGAACAUUCCUAGUAUGAUGGAUGUUUUGAAAGACCUAAACAAAGUACAGUUACGAGCUGUUGAGAGGUCACCUGGAGGUACUCCUCUUUCUAGACCCAAAAAGAGGCGAAGUUCAGAUUGGGAUCCAGUUGCUGUACUAACUCAGGCACUAAAACAGAAGUUUGCACAUAAAAAUUUUGAAGAUGAUUCCUUGGACAAAGAAAAUCAAUCUUUUGAUAGCUCCCCAUUUUCUAGUCCAGAGAUCCCACUGGUUGGUCCUUGCAGUCGGAAGCCAAAUGCAAAAUCUGACCUUAUAAGAACUGAUGAAGUUAAACAGGUAUCAACAUGGAAAGUAAGAGCUCAUAUUUAA